Messenger RNA from Cladophialophora carrionii CBS 160.54, 744 nucleotides. RefSeq lists its product as uncharacterized. The transcript has a single exon. The record is from RefSeq and is a predicted model, not a curated record. The coding region runs from base 1 to 744 and encodes 247 amino acids. Lineage: Eukaryota; Fungi; Ascomycota; Eurotiomycetes; Chaetothyriales; Herpotrichiellaceae.
AUGGCCACCGAUCUCGACAUAGCCUCGAUAUGCGCUGAGAUCGCCCGCUCAUACUCGCCGUGUGACGUGUCGGACGCGCUGCUGAAACUGCACGUCCCCUCGGCGGGCUACCUCCGCGACAUCUCGCCCAUCCCCACGCGGCAUGGCUCGACGAACCGGCUCGUCGCGCCGAUCAGCACCGUGCUCUUCGUCGACACCACCCACACGCCCGAGACGCAGUACGACGGCCUGAUCGUGCCCCCCGCGUCCAACAUGCCGAGCGACGAGCAUUUCUCCGACGUGGCGCCCGCCGGGACCGUGGUCCUCCUGCAGCAGCCCGCCCACCACGUGGCGUCGCUGCUGGGCGACAUCGUGGCCACGCGGUACAAGGUCCGCGGCGUGAGGGGUUGCUUCGUCGACGGCCGGUCCCGCGACAGCGUCGGCUGCGGCGAGCUGUGCAAGGACGGGUCCUUUCAAUGCUGGAGCAAGGCGCUGACGAGCCCCGGCACGAGCCUGCAGAGCAAGCCGUGGGCCGUGGACGUGCCGUUGAAGAUCGGCGACGUGGUCGUCGAGCCCGGGGACGUGCUGGUCGCGGACGAGGCCGAGCGCGUGUGCUGUGUGAUUCCGCGGGAGAAGCUGGCCGAGGUGGUCCGGUUGUUGCCCGUGCACAAGGAGGCCGACGACGGCUUGUUGGACGACGUGAGGCGUGGCAUGGGCUUCAAGGAGGCCAUCCAGAGGUGGCCGAAGCAUUACACUAACCAUUGA